Molecule: messenger RNA, 942 nt
Organism: Limulus polyphemus (Atlantic horseshoe crab)
Lineage: Eukaryota; Metazoa; Arthropoda; Merostomata; Xiphosura; Limulidae
Product: sodium/potassium-transporting ATPase subunit beta-like
Exons: 1
Coding region: 1-942 (313 amino acids)
Biological process (GO): intracellular sodium ion homeostasis; potassium ion import across plasma membrane; intracellular potassium ion homeostasis
Cellular component (GO): sodium:potassium-exchanging ATPase complex
Molecular function (GO): ATPase activator activity
Source: RefSeq, a predicted model, not a curated record
AUGGUGGUGUCAGAGGCAUGUCCAGUGGUACCGUCAACAGAGGACGCUCUAAUGGCAUCAUCGCCUUCUAACUCGUCAACCGAAAAGAAGAAAACAAUCUUUAAAAAAAGUAAAAUAGUUUCAAAACGACCUAACCAUCCUCCAUCAAGAAGUCCUGCUCGUCGCAUUAUAACCUUAAUGGGCAUUGUUUGUUUGAUUUGCUCCUUAAUUGUAGUAGGAAUAGUUGUAUUGGCUGUUUUAUUAUCAGAAACGGUUUCUACCUCUUCGAGUUCAGAAAAAUCCAGAAACGAGAUCAUCUACUUAGUUCCUCGAGCAACACAUUUCAAUAACCGACCUCGAACAAUUGUGAUUCACCGGCAGAAUAAAACAUUGUCGAAACAACAGUUUUCAGAAUUAACAGAACUGAUUAAUAACUAUAAUAAAGAAGAUGAUUCAGCUUCGAGUUUAUGCAACAAAAGUAAGUCAGGCAGUCAAUUUUGCUCAUUUCCAGUUAGUAGAAUCAGCAAAGAUUGUUCUGCACAGAAUAGCUUUGGUUAUAACGUUAAGAAACCUUGUGUGGCGCUUGUUUUCCAGGAAGUUGAUGGAUGGGUUCCCGUGCCAUACAAAAAUACCGAAUCUGAUCAAAUUCCUGAUCAAAUUGCAGACGAUUAUGAUUCUUCUUUAUUGUACAUGACAUGUGUCAGUAAAAGUGAAUCACAUGAGCAAGAUAUUCUUUUAUCGCCGUACCAGGGUUUCCCACUUAGACAUUUUCCAGCUCGCAAUGUAUCCCCACCAAUGGUAAUGUUACAAAUUUUAAAUCCACCAAUUAGAACAGACAUAUUAGUCACAUGCCGAUUAUGGGCUAGUAAUAUUAUAGAAAAUACCAAAUACGGUAUACCUGGCAAUAUAACGUUUAGUUUAUGGAUCUUGAGCAUGUUAUCAAACAAUAGCACUUACAAUUGA